This is a messenger RNA of Diabrotica virgifera virgifera (western corn rootworm), 1514 nucleotides long. RefSeq lists its product as uncharacterized. The coding region runs from base 72 to 1514 and encodes 480 amino acids. The transcript is spliced from 3 exons. Lineage: Eukaryota; Metazoa; Arthropoda; Insecta; Coleoptera; Chrysomelidae. The record is from RefSeq and is a predicted model, not a curated record.
UUGAACCUACAAACCCAGGUAGAGGUACAAAAUAAAUAAUUUUUAUAAAAUCCUAGUAAAAGGAAAUCAAAAUGGAGAUGCUAAAACAACCCAAGGCCAUGUCUGUAAGUGGAGAUAUGGCAGUAAAUUGGAAGAAAUUUAAAAAUUCAUUUGAACUGUAUAGUAUAGCAACCGGCUGUAAAGAAAAAUCUCAGCAGAUUCAGGCAGCAGUUUUUCUUCAUUGCAUUGGAGAAGAUGUCUUGGGCCAUUUUGAAUUGAGCUUGAAUUUAACAGAAGCAGAAAAACAGAAUUAUGAGGUGUUGAUUAAAAAAUUUGAGAAAGAAUUUGUUCCACAGAGUAAUUUAUCAGUAGAGUCGCACAAAUUCAAUCGAAGAGAGCAGGAACCAGGUGAGAGUUUCGAUUCUUUUUUAGGUGAUUUAAGAAGACUAGCUUCAGGUUGUGAUUUCGGUGCAUUAAAAGACAGACUAAUUAAAGAUAGAAUAGUCAUAGGAAUUAGAGACAAGAAAACAAAAGACAGGUUACUUCGAGAAACCAAUCUAUCACUAGCAAAAACAAUUGAAAUAUGUAAAGCAGCGGAGCAAACAGAGGAAUACAUCCGUCAGUUAAUGGACAAAACAAACACUUUAGAGGUAAGUGAUGUGAGAAAAAGAAACUUAAACAGAAGUCAAGGUAAACAACAACUUAAUAGUCAACAAAACACAAAUUAUCAGAGAGGAAACCAGAACGUAGCAAGAGGUUCGACAGCAAAAUGUGGCAGAUGUGGAAGAUCACAUGUUUUUAAUGCCUGUCCUGCAAUGGGAAAACAAUGUACAAAUUGCUAUAAGUAUAACCAUUUUAAUAAAUUUUGUUUUUAUAAAAAUAAUGUUAAUGCUAUAGAAUAUAACAGUAAUGAAAUGUCUAAUGAAGCUUUUAGUAGUAGGCAAGGGAAAGAUAAUGAAUUUGUAUUGGGGGCUGUAGAAAUCAAUAUGUUGUGUGAAAACUGGUUUGAAGUGUUAAAACUAACAGGAUGUAAUAAAAUGGUGAAAUUUAAAUUAGAUACAGGGGCUCAGGUAACUAUUGAUAUUAGUAAUUAUGGUGGUCAAAAGUUAGUUGUGUUGGGCUCUUGUGAUCUAGAAGUUGAAAAUAACAAUAAAACCUAUGUUCUGAAUUUUGUAAUUGUAAAAACCAAUAAUAAAUCAGCUCCAAUAUUAGGUAUUAAGAGUAUUCAAGUUUUAAAUUUAAUUCAGAGGUGUAACAUAAAUGAAAUCACUACUGCAGGGAUUUUGGAUGUGUAUGAUUCACUCUUUGAUGAAUUGCUGGAGGACUCCUUAUCUAAAGGGGGCCCUCCAGCUGUUCAAAAUCAAGAACAGCUAACCAUUGAUGAGGAAGCACUCGACAAAUCUGAGUUAAAAAAUGAUCAGGUAGAACCAGAUUUGGUUGAGGAAAGAGAACAUAAUAUUGGAGGUGAUCAAUAUGUAACGAGAAGUGGUAGGAUGGUUAAAAAACCACAAUAUUUGAAAUAUUAUUGUCAAUAA